Molecule: messenger RNA, 2009 nt
Organism: Juglans regia (Persian walnut)
Lineage: Eukaryota; Viridiplantae; Streptophyta; Magnoliopsida; Fagales; Juglandaceae
Product: membrane protein of ER body 2-like
Exons: 7
Coding region: 73-1884 (603 amino acids)
Source: RefSeq, a predicted model, not a curated record
AAAGACAUGUAAGUGAUCAUAUAUGUACAUGAGAGCUAGGCAUUAUUAAUCCUAGAUCAGAAAGGCACAGAAAUGGAUAAUAAUAUUGCAGAAGAACAACAGAGGGAAGUGGAGACAAAAGAAGAGGCAGAUCAAGAAGCUGGCGGAUUAGCUUUGCAAGCUGGUGCUGGAGGUCGGCAGCCUCGCCAACAUGAUGACAUCUUCUCCAACGCUACAAUUACUACUUCUAGUGCUGCUGGCCGUAGUGGUUUUUCCUCGGAGCAUUAUGGUGGAACUGAGAGUACUGUCGUUGAAGGAGGUCAAUUAAUCUCGUAUGAAUAUUAUGAAGUGAAAAAUGAAGGUGUUGAUUUUCUUGAUCCCAAGACCAGUCCUGGACAUGUUAUAUUGGACGUUGCAACAAAGAGGUUUGGCUAUCAAACUAUUGGUGGAGAGCUGGUUGAGCAAACUGCAGCAUUCAGUCCUGAUACUUCCAUCAAUAUUAUUGGGACAUCUGAACCAACAGCUGGGAGAUAUGAGCAGUUUGAGUACUUCACAAAAGAAAGCCAUGAUCAAGUACUGCAGCAGAAAGAAACGUAUUUUGAAACUGUUUACGAGAAUCCAGAGAUAAGUGAGCUCUACUGCCCUAAAUGUAAAGUUCACAUUCACAUAGUCCUUAUACCCAAUAGAUCAGAUGAUGAAUUGAGGUGCCCAACCUGCUCCGAAUUUCUCAGGCCCAUAGGUGAAUUUUCUUCUGAAUCUUCUGAGUUGAAAAAUGAAAGUGGUGGAGUAGAUGUCACAGAAGAAAAAAGAAUUGAAAUUCAAUUAACCAGUGGUGAAAUAAACAUUGAAGAUGAGGAUAAAACUAAGAACAUGAUAAGCAGUACACCUGUUGUAGAUCCUCCACCUUCCAAGAACUUGCUCCUGGAGAAAAUUGCAACUGAUACUUCCAUCACUGUAAUAACUGAAAAAGAAGAGAGAGGCGGCUUUAACUUGACAAAAGAAAGAGAAGUACUGGAAGAGACAGAUCUUCAUCUUGAAACUCAUAAUCAUGUAGACAAGAAGCCGAAGAUAUAUGAGUUCUGCCCUAAAUGUAGAGUCUGCAUCGACAAGAUCCUUAUUCGCUGUAGAUAUGAUGAAUUUAGGUGCCCAUCGUGCUUCGAAUUUCUCAAACCUAUAGGCCGUGGCUGGUUCUUUCAAAAGCCUGUACCUGCUGUCGACCCAGGAAAUAAAAAACCCAUUGAACCAGAACCAGAGGAUAUUGUUCAUCCACUUAAACCACAGACACUGACUCCACCAAGCUGGACUCUUCAACAACAUAGUGCCAUAAAGUUGGAGAUCCUAAAAAGUAUCGUUUAUGGUGGUUUGAUAGAAUCAAUCACAAGCUUAUCGGUUGUGUCAUCUGCAGCUAGUGCAGCUGCUGCCACAUUGAACAUUGUAGCCUUGGCAUUGGCAAACCUGAUUGGUGGACUUUUCGUCAUUGGUCAUAAUCUUCUGGAACUGAAGAAUGAUCAAUCUAGAGUGACCUCGGAUGAAACAGAUGAUGAACAAGAAGCUGCGGGUCGGUACCAAGAAGUACUGGGCCAGAAAAGGAAUUUCAUCCUCCAUGCCUCAGUUGCAGUAUUAUCAUUCCUUGUUUUUGGGUUGGUGCCUCCAGUGGUGUAUGGCUUCUCAUUUUACAAGAGUGACGAGAGGUCCCUCAAGAUGGCAGCAGUCGCAGCAGCUUCUCUUGCAUGCAUCACUGUACUUGCCAAUGCCAAGGCUUACGUCCAAAAGCCACCAAACUGGUACAUUUAUGUUACAACUGUGCUGCACUACGUUGUACUUGGGGUUGGAGCCGCCGGCAUUUCUUACUUAGCAGGUUUCCUCCUCAACAAACUCAUUCAGAAGCUUGGUUGGUUUGAGUAAAGUACUGCAACUAUGAUCUCUUGGUCCCCCUUCGUAUAUAUAUGUUCAUCAAUGUGCUACCUACCUUCUUUGUUUUUGCACCCAUUUUUCCUUUUUCUUUAACUUCCCGAAUCAGUAACAACACA